GAAAAUAAUCUGAAUUUAAAUAAAAUAAAGAUGACGACAAAAUCUUUAGUGUCAUAUUACAAGAUAUUUCUAAAACCCGUUGUCCGCAUUAUUAUUGUCGUUCUCUCGGCCACGUUAUCUUUUCCAAGGAAAUUCUCAAAUCUCAAGCAUUCAACUGCAAGCUUGUCCUCUUCGGAUUCAUGCUGGUUGCUGGAAACACGCUCAACCAUGUUUACAUUCAACCAAGAAGCUAUAGGCCCAGAUGGAUAGCAGCAAAGAGUUCUUCAAGUGAUGUUUCUAUCCAGAAAUGGAAACGUGAUGGUGUUUACAUUGACAAACGAGGCAAAUUGAGGACCUUUAAUCACAAAAAACUAUCCAGGAAACGAUGUGGUUCUUUAAGAGGUCAGGGAUGGAAAUAUGGUUCUGGUUUUGUGGAUGGAGUUUUCCCUGUUUUGAGCCCCAUUGCUCAGCAGAUUCUGGAUUUUCUCCAGGAGGAGUUCGAUGCCGAUAGGAUUCGGGGUUCACUCGAUAAUCUUCCUCCCACUCAUGCUAAUUGGGAUGAUCUUAUCAAUGUAGCUGUUCAACUCCGUUUAAACAAAAAAUGGGAUCCAAUUGUGCUGCUUUGUGAAUGGAUAUUGCAAAGGAGCUCCUUUCAGCUGGAUGUUAUGUGCUUCAAUCUGCUGCUAGAAGCUUAUGGGCAGAAAUCUUUGCACAAAAAGGUCGAAUCUACGUACUUGGAACUUCUCGAAGCUCGAUGUAUACCGACGGAAGAUACUUAUGCCCUUCUUGUCAAGGCCUACUGCAAAGCCGGGCUGAAACAGAAAGCCGAAGCUGUCUUUGCCGAGAUGAGAAAGGAUGGUCUCUCCCCAAGUGCAAUUGUUUACAAUACUUAUAUUGAUGGGUUGAUGAAGGGAGGAAACUCCCAAAAGGCUAUAGAAGUCUUUCAGAGGAUGAAGAGAGAAGGAUGUCAACCGAAUACCGAAACUUACACGCUGAUGAUCAACUUAUAUGGGAAGGCAAGUAAAUCUUAUAUGGCCUUGAAAUUAUUUGAUGAAAUGAGAAGUCAAAAGUGUAAACCGAACAUCUGCACAUACACGGCUCUGGUGAAUGCUUUCGCCAGGGAGGGACUCUGUGAGAAGGCCGAAGAGAUUUUCGAACAGCUUCAAGAAGCUGGGCACGAGCCUGAUGUGUAUUCUUACAAUGCACUCAUGGAAGCUUACAGUCGUGCAGGUUAUCCGUACGGAGCGGCAGAAGUUUUUUCACUCAUGCAGCACAUGGGGUGUGAACCAGACAGAGCAUCCUUUAAUAUCAUGGUUGAUGCAUAUGGUAGAGCUGGCCUUUAUGAGGACGCUGAAUCGGUAUUCGAAGAGAUGAAGAAGCUAGGAAUAACGCCGACGAUGAAAUCUCACAUGCUACUUCUCUCUGCCUACUCCAGAGUCGGCAAUGUAGCCAAGUGUGAGGAUAUUGUGAACCAAAUACAGGAGUCCGGACUUCAACCGGAUACCUUUGUCCUUAACAGUAUGUUGAACUUGUAUGGCAAGUUGGGUCAAUUUGAAAAUAUGGAGAAAGUUUUGACUGCAAUGGAAAAGGGGCCUUAUGAAGCUGAUAUUAGCACAUACAACAUUUUGAUCAAUGUUUACGGACGGGCUGGCUUUUUCGACCGAAUGGAAGAAUUGUUCGAAUCGCUUCCUGAGAAGAAUUUGACACCUGAUGUGGUAACCUGGACUUCACGGCUCGGAGCCUACUCUAGAAAGAAACUAUAUACAAGAUGCUUAGAGAUUUUCGAGGAAAUGAUCGACGCCGGCUGUUAUCCAGAUGGAGGAACUGCCAAGGUACUUCUCUCUGCAUGUUCUAGUGAAGAUCAGAUUGAGCAGGUUACAACCGUGAUUCGAACAAUGCACAAGGGCAUGAAGACUGUCUUGCCGAUUUGAUCGAAUACUUGCCUGUAAGUGAAUCACACCAAAUGUAUACAUAUAUGUAUUCACAGAAGUAAAUUGCUGUCUAUAUAUAUU
Hibiscus syriacus is the source of this 1991-nucleotide messenger RNA. RefSeq names its product pentatricopeptide repeat-containing protein At2g35130-like. Gene Ontology annotation, molecular function: protein binding. NCBI's taxonomy places the organism in Eukaryota, Viridiplantae, Streptophyta, Magnoliopsida, Malvales, Malvaceae. The coding region runs from base 180 to 1910 and encodes 576 amino acids. The transcript is spliced from 8 exons. The record is from RefSeq and is a predicted model, not a curated record.